AUGGUAACUCACACUGUCACAGAUUCCCCACCACCACCACCACCCCCACCAAGUACUAGUACCUCUACUAAAAUUAAAAACCUUUGCACCAAACCCAACAUAUCAAUCAAUAAUCAUCAAAAUCCAAAAUCAGACAAAGAUUUUUUCCCUUCAUUAAACUCCACACCCACCACCACUUACUACUUCUUCAACCCCAUCUCAUCUAACUUCAAACUACAUCUCAUUACAAGUUAAAAAUCUUUGCUUUUUCUACCAAAAAAUUAAUAAAAAUAUUUGCUUUUUCAUUCUUUGCUUCCAUUGACAAAAAUAAAAUGUUGGGAGAAAGAAACAAAAAAUUAACAUCCUUGUUUUAGUUUUUCUUUCUGUCUAUUUUCUGCAUUGUACUUUUUUUGUACUUUUCCUUCAAAUUCACAAGUAUGAGGAAGCAUGGAUGGCAGCUACCUUACCAUCCUCUUCAGGUGGUAGCUAUUGCUGUGAUUUUAGCUCUGGGGUUUGCUUUCUACGUGUUCUUUGCUCCUUUUGUUGGAAGCAAGAUGCAUCAGUAUAUUGUCAUUGCCAUUUACACACCGCUGAUUACGGUUGUUUUUGGACUCUACAUUUGGUGUGCUGCAGCAGAUCCAGCAGAUCCUGGAGUUUUUAAGUCCAAAAAGUAUCUUAAAAUUCCUGACAGUAAAAUGGUUUUUGGGCUAAAGAAUUCUAAAUUAGGUGAAGAGUCAACUCCAUCAAUGCAUGAUGCAAAAGCUUCAACAGUUGGAGGAAAUUCCAUGGAUAAUGAAGCAUUCGGAACAGAAGGAAAUAUGAAAGAUACUUCUCAUUCAGUAGAGAAGGAAAAUCCAUUGUCUUCUUGUUUAUCGCAUUUCCUCUUGGUUUGCUCUCCUUGUGCUUAUAUCUGCCGCUGCUCUGGUUCGAAUGAGGAGUCUUCUGAUAAACAAAUCAGUGAAGAGGGCAUGUUCUAUUGCAGUUUGUGUGAAGUUGAGGUCUUCAAAUACAGCAAGCACUGUAGAGUCUGCGACAAGUGUGUAAAUCACUUUGAUCAUCAUUGCCGAUGGCUCAACAACUGUAUUGGGAAAAAGAACUAUAGACAAUUUUUUAGCCUGAUGAUUGCUGCUAUACUAUUGUUUAUUCUUCAAUGGUCAACUGGGAUACUUGUGCUCAUUUGCUGUUUUCUUGAGAGGAAGCAAUUUUCUAUGGAAAUCUCCUCUAAGUUAGGAAGCAGUUUCUCUCUGGCCCCCUUUGUUAUUGUUGUGUCUGCCUGUACCAUUCUGGCUAUGAUUGCUACCUUACCUGUUGUUCAGCUUUUCUUCUUUCAUAUUCUCCUCAUUAAAAAGGGACUCAGCACAUAUGAUUACAUUGUAGCUAUGAGGGAGCUGGAGCAAGAGCAGGAGCAGCUAGGAGUUGGAGGCCAGCAAAGUCCCCAAAUGUCAACUGUUAGUUCAUUUACUGCAUUGAGCAGUGUAAGCUCCUUCAAUGCUUUGCAUCGUGGUGCAUGGUGCACGCCCCCACGCAUGUUCCUUGAGAAUCAGGAUGAUGUAGUGCCCCCGGAAACAGGUUCUGUGAGUUCACUGGGAAAGAAGUCAAUGAGAGAAGAGCCAUUGAAGAAAAAGAAUCCCGCCACAGUCAAAAUUAGUCCUUGGACGUUGGCGCGAUUAAAUGCAGAAGAAGUUGCUAAGGCUGCCGCUGAAGUAAGAAAAAAGUCCAAAAUUCUGCAACCUGUGAUAAGACAUGAUCAGGCUUCCAGGCUAGAACCAGACAUCCGUUUUGGUAGCAGCGGCCGAAGAACGGUUCCCACGAUUGAAAACAAUAAAACGCGGGAUAAUAAGCAUAUUUACCUUCCUGCUGACAUAUCUAUGGAAUCCAUGACAAACGUUUCUUUCAAUAAUACCAACAUGGGAUUCAUUGGAAGGUCCGGGUUUGCCCCUCCCCAUUUACGUAGUUUUCAAACAAGCCAAGCGAUGUCGAGCUCAGCAGGCAUUGUUUUGUCAUCUCCUGAGAGCAGUUUGGACUCUCCCGAUAUUCACACUUUUCGGGCAACAGGAGCUGAUGAAGCAAGACAUCUUGCAGGUCUUUCAACUGCUGGUGCUGAAGCUCUGAAGGAAAUUCCACUGUCAAGGUCAACAAGUGAUGGGUAUGAGGCCUCCGGCGGGGAAGAUAGUGACCAGGUUCCUAGUAGGGUUGUUCAGAGAAUUGCAGAUUGGAGUAGUGUUCUUUUCAGAGCUGAUCAGGAUGAGAGGGCUUUUAGGCCUACAUUGUCAUCCAGCAUGAGUCACAGUAGACACUAGAAAAUUGUGACCACCAAAUUAUAUGUCAAUUAGACAACUAUCUUUCUGACUAUUUAGAUGGGAAUUGUUCAUUUUUUUGAUUUGUGAGCUGGACGUACUCCAUAAUCUUCUUUUCAAGUUAUUGUUAAACUACGCUGCUGAGUUUUGGAGGGCACAAAGGUCAGGCGGUGCUGACCGAUGUACAAAGUUUUAUGUCAAUAGUAACUGAUAUGGUUCACCUUCCUAUUGCAUUGCUGUUGCUGCUUCUAGGUUGCUCUUGCUUGCUACUUGUCAAAUUUUCUAUCCAGUCAUGGUUGGGCAGAAUGACUUGUUACUUGCAUGAAGAGAACUAGAAAUGGCUGUUAUAGGAAGAAUGAUUUUUCCUUGUCCUCCUCCAAAUGAUGUCACUAUUGUUCAUUGUAUCCCCAUCUUUUAUUUCUAUUAGAAUCAUUAUUAAGAUAUCUGAAUUAUGCCAGACACAGUUGACAAAUUUAACAACUCUUUAACUUUCUUCAAUUCCUAGUUAGUGUUAUUCGCUUAUUUAA
This is a messenger RNA of Trifolium pratense (red clover), 2803 nucleotides long. Its product is annotated as probable protein S-acyltransferase 22. Gene Ontology annotation, molecular function: protein-cysteine S-palmitoyltransferase activity. Bases 417 to 2279 code for a protein of 620 amino acids. Gene Ontology annotation, biological process: peptidyl-L-cysteine S-palmitoylation; protein targeting to membrane. The transcript is spliced from 9 exons. NCBI's taxonomy places the organism in Eukaryota, Viridiplantae, Streptophyta, Magnoliopsida, Fabales, Fabaceae. Gene Ontology annotation, cellular component: Golgi apparatus; endoplasmic reticulum. The record is from RefSeq and is a predicted model, not a curated record.